CCACAAUUAGGUUCAUCAAUCGGAAUCUUUAAUGGUGUUGUGGCAUGGAUACAAGGCAUGGUGUUAAGUGGUAUUACAGCAGAAGAUAGAGCUAAGAUCGUGACUAAAUUCAUCGAAGUAGGCAAGUAUCUAAAAGCUAUCAAUAACUUCGAAACACUAAUGGCUGUUGUUACCGGUUUAAGUCAUACAUCUUUAGCAAGACUCAAUCAAACGUUUGCAUUACUUUCCAAUGAAUCUAAAAUGGCUCUUGCAGGAAUGAUUGAUUUGCUAACCGUUACCGAUAACGCUAGUCGAUAUCGUAAAGCUGUAGCUGAAUGCAAUUGCUACAAGAUGCCAAUAUUGUUAACAAUCCACUUGAAAGAUUUAGUCUCAUUAGAUGCUGUUAUGCCUGACUAUACUCGCGAUCAAAAGAUUAAUUAUCAAAAGCUCUUACAAUUAUCAUGUAUUUUGUCUGAAUUAACGAAUGGGCAAAAAUAUUUUCCUGAUAUCAAAGUCAAUGCUGAAACAAUUGAUAUGAUGAAGUUAUCGCUGGAACCUCGAUUUUCUGAAAAUGAAAUUUAUGAAUUAUCAUUAGCCAGAGAACCUCGAGCUCCAAAAGCAGCCGGAUCUAUAGCUGUUUUCAAGUGUUAUGAUCGUAAUAAAGAUGGAGUGCUCUCUAUGGAAGAAUUUGCUGCUAUUGCUAGUAAUUUUCCAUUUCUUGAUGCGUUUGGGGUCAUUGAUACUGAUGACGAUGGCCAUAUUACUAAAGAAGAAUUAUUGACCUACUUCGAACGGGCAAAUUUUCAAGCUUUACGUCAAGGAUUUGUCCAUGAAUUUCAAGAAACAACCUAUUUAUCUCUAACUACUUGUUAUCAUUGUGCACGCCUUCUUUGGGGCGUUAUUAAACAAGGAUACAAGUGCAAAGGCUGUGGAAUAAAUUGCCAUAAACAGUGCAAAGAUCUAGUGGUAGCAGAAUGUCGGCCACGAAAUAAUCGGGAUAACAGUAAGUUCAAGGCCAAUUUCUAG
This is a messenger RNA of Trichoplax adhaerens, 1005 nucleotides long. RefSeq lists its product as uncharacterized. Gene Ontology annotation, cellular component: plasma membrane. The record is from RefSeq and is a predicted model, not a curated record. Lineage: Eukaryota; Metazoa; Placozoa; Uniplacotomia; Trichoplacea; Trichoplacidae. Gene Ontology annotation, biological process: positive regulation of GTPase activity; Ras protein signal transduction. The transcript is spliced from 10 exons. The annotation marks the transcript as partial. Gene Ontology annotation, molecular function: guanyl-nucleotide exchange factor activity; calcium ion binding.